AUAAACUGAAAUAUAACCAUAUAUUGAACAUAUAAAAACAAACCGAGAAGAAGGAGAAACGAAAUUUACGUUCCUUCAAAAUAAACAUUAGAGACCCUACUGAUUAAUCUUGUGAGCGGAAGUAUUAGUACAAAAUUCUAUCUUUUCAACAUUUUCAGUAUCUCAUUCUGCGACAACUUCACAAAUAUAAACAAUAACUUAAGUAUCACAGACAUUGAAACACGACAAUGUUUUCCAUUGACACCUCCAACGCAUUGUCGCAUCUGCUGCAUCCAGACUGGGUGUCGAUGGACAUUGACAAGUUGGGAAAAUCAUUUUAUAAUUCGGACGAACAGCCGUUAAGUGAGCCUAUCAGGAAUCUCAAGGCAAAGACUUUGGAGGAAGCAUACUCCAGGAAUGACAUUGAGACCUUGAUUGAGUAUCUGAAGUCGACCGAUGGCCUUAUUAAUAACGAGUUGAGGUCAAAGAUUUGGCCCGUCCUCCUUGGGAUUCAUUCCGACUUUUCCGAAAACAAUACUGUACCUCCAUCAGUUUCAUCAUCCUUGAGUUCAUCUAUGACCAAGUCUGUGGAUUCCACUGGGCUCACACUGAAGCUUAAGCUUCAAUCAGAUAAGGUCUCGGCGUCCUUUUUAUUGGAUGACCUCGAUGUUGUUGAUUUGCCUCCACAUAAGGAUGAGGAGCAAGUCAAAUUGGAUAUUCAAAGAUCAUUCACAAUAUUAUCUCAUAUCCAAUCUUACCAUCAACUUGAAGGUAAUAAUGAAUCAUAUACAGCGAUAUUUUCCAAGUCGGAUGUAGAUGAGUUGAAAAAGAAACUACUGACUUUGAUUAUAAGAAUUUUAAGGAAAUAUCCAUCACUUCAUUAUUAUCAAGGAUUUCAUGAUAUUGCCAGUAUUGUUUUGAUUGUAUGCCACGAUAGAGAUUUAAAUACCAUUGAUGAGGAGUUGGCAUUCAAUAUAUUGGAAUAUUUUACCAUAUAUCAUUUGAGGGAUUUUAUGAUUGCCGAUAUCAGUCUUUCCGUGAAUCAUCUUCUGUUGAUCCCUUAUAUUUUGGAAACGGUAGACCAUGAUCUUUUCGAACUUAUUAAACAAACUAGUAACGGUUUCUUCUUAUUCAAUGGGACUCAUUUUGAUUACAAAUUUUAUCAAGGAUUAUCUUCAAUAUUGACUGUUUUCAGUCAUGAUUUAGGGAGCCUACAGCAAAUAUUAAUCAUAUGGGACUUUAUGUUUAGUUAUAACUCCGUGUUGACAAACAUCUAUGUGUAUGUUUCAGCACUCGUAUACUUUAAGGAGGAUAUCUUUCAAUAUCUAAAUAUCCCUUUAGACGAUGAAUAUUGUGAUUACCAUGAAAUUGACAGAGAUUUAGUUCAUACUCAAAUAUCUCCAACAAAUCUUUUCAAAUCUACGACAGAUACUGAUUUGUUAAAGAUUCUUAAUAUUGCGAGAUCAUUAAUUAAAAAGUACCCUAUAGAUACACUUGAAAAUUCAAAUGAAACAUAUAGUGUUUGGUUUGAAAAAUUUAACCCACAUUCAGUCCUUAUGACUACUUCCACCGUAUGCUGGUCAGGGAAAGAAAUUAGAGAUAAAGUACUGGAAUAUAAAUAUUUGUUGUCAGAUAAAGAAACUUCUUCUUUAGAUCUUGCUGGCUGGAUCCAGAUUCAAGAUGAAGAAAUAUGCAAACAAACCAUUUACACGAAUGAAAUCGAACAAGAAAUCUUAAGAGAGCAAGAGAUAUUGGCAAGCUCGGCAUCCGAAUACCAAUCCAAUGAUAGCGGGUCGAUUCUGCUUUCUUCUUCAUUAUCAAGCUUAUCAUCCACCAGUUCCGCAGUCAAUGCUAAGCUCAUAUCUACAUCAUCUAUCUUAUUUAAAAAACUACUUUUUAAACCUGAUGAUUCAAAAGUCGAAGAAGGAAAACCUAAUGGACAUCUCCCAUUAUAUUUGAGGAAUGUUUACAAAAUCAGUUUCACUAUAGGAUUCAUUGGGUUCAUACUCCAUUUCCUAUUAUCGAAGAACAAUAGGUUUCAUGAUGCAGUUCUGAAAAUGUUAACUUCAUCCAAUGCCGUAGUGUCUAUCAAGCAUGAAGUAUCUACGUUGGGGAACUUGUUAUCUACUGAAAUAAGCAAUGCCGUUAGUGGGACGUUCCGAUAUCUAGCAGAGAGCGACGUUGUAACGCAUAGCGUUUCAAUUGGUCAAGUAGGAUUAGGAAAUUUGAGAAAUAAUGUUUACGGAUUCAAUGGAUAGUAUCUAACUUGACUUACAAAAAGUAACAAAUAGAUGGAAAUUUCACUCUCAUGAUAUAUUUUAUUUCAGUUUUUUAAAUAAAAAGAUUCUAUAAUAGACAUUUCACUUCCAUGGUUGUG
Molecule: messenger RNA, 2356 nt
Organism: [Candida] anglica
Lineage: Eukaryota; Fungi; Ascomycota; Pichiomycetes; Serinales; Debaryomycetaceae
Source: the annotation of a GenBank genome assembly